Molecule: messenger RNA, 10788 nt
Organism: Xiphophorus hellerii (green swordtail)
Lineage: Eukaryota; Metazoa; Chordata; Actinopteri; Cyprinodontiformes; Poeciliidae
Gene: tlcd3a
Product: TLC domain containing 3A
Exons: 5
Coding region: 935-1738 (267 amino acids)
Biological process (GO): lipid homeostasis
Cellular component (GO): membrane; endoplasmic reticulum
Source: RefSeq, a predicted model, not a curated record
AGGCAAUCAAAGCAUGUAAAUUCAGACAAAGAUAGGAAUAUUAAAAUGUACAAAAACAGAAUAAAAGUAACAUACUGAACAGUAAGGGCAAAAAUUCAACAUAAAUACUGUUUAUGAAAUAAAAUAAUGACUUCCAAUCCAAUGGAAUAUGCAACUUAGAAGGUUAAUUUUAAAAAAUGACCAAAUCUGCAUAUUUGACAGACUAUUUACAAUAAAUGACAGUAAAAACUGUGGAAUAGCAGAGAUAUUCAGAAAUCAGCGUUAACGUUAUUUAAAAUAUAUAAAAGCCAGGAAGUGUACAUAUGGUGUUUGUUUUUAUUUAUUUAAUCAUGAACUGUUACAAAUAUAUUGAAAUACCAGUAGUCAAUAAAUUACUGAAGUAAGAGUAAACAAGUAACUGGUAAAAAGGUCCCCUGAGUUCUGAGUAAAGGCCCUGAUUGUGUGACUUAAUAUUUAAAAAUAAAGUAAUCAGACAGACAUGAAUGCAAAUUUAGUUGCAAAUUCUCGUAUUAAAAAUGACUACAAGUAACAUACUUACAAAGUGGUAAUUUUAAGCAGAAGAAGCACUUUUCCAAAUCAGUCCAUCCAUCCAUUUAUCCACUGAAUGUCAAGGUAAACAUUUAACUUGUUAACAGCGCAGCUCUUCAAAAUAAACACAUUUCCGGCCGUGCUUUUAUUGUGUUGGUCUCCUGAGCGGAAGUGGAGUGUAAGCGUUAGAUAAGGAGCUCAGCAUCGACUCCGCUGCCGCUGCUGCGCUUCUCUUCACUGUGUCUGUGCGGAGAUGUUAGACCGUUCCCGGUGAAAAAGCACCGAAGCUCUGCCCCGUGGAAAUGCCUCACCGCCGCAGGCUGUAACCGAGCGGGAUUCGCGGACAGCCGAGCGGGGCAGAGAAGGCCAGGUCUCCGGGACAGGUUGGGAGGAAAACACCGGCAGGAUGUGGCAAGUUUUAGCAUGCGGGGCUGUAGUUUUCCCCGGUCUUUUCUUCGUCUUCAGGAAGAUUCUGCCCGCUGUGUUCAAACACUGGACCGAUGCCGACGUGGUUCUGGUCAGCGAGAGACUGGUGUCCUCCAUCCACGCUGUCAUGGCAACAACAGCGGGGAUCGUCGUCGUUUCCUCAUGCAGCAACAACAUCAUUUAUGACAGGCACUGGCUGGCCACCUAUUUCGUCAUUUGGUACGGCGUCCCCUAUAUGACGUACGACAUCUUCGCCAUGUACCUCAGCCACUACUACCGCUACCACGUCAAGGGCCACGAGGACUACAAGCAGCACUCGCUGAAGACCAUCAACUCCUUCGUCCGGAGAGAGUUUCUGCUGGUGCUGCACCACAUCGCGCUGCUCACCAUCCUGCUGCCUAUCACACUGUUCUUCAGGAAGGACCAGGGGGAUUUCUUCAUCGGCUGCUUGUUCCUGACGGAGCUCAGCACGCCCUUCGUCUCCCUGGGGAAGAUCCUCAUCCAGCUGAGCCUACAGGAGUGCUGGCUGCAUAAGGCCAACGGCGGCAUGGUGCUGCUGACCUUCUUCAUGUGCCGCAUCGCCCUCUUCCCCUUCAUGUACUGGAUGUACGGCCGUCACUACGGCAUCCCGCUGCACGCCGUUCCCUUCCACCUGCCACUCGCCACCAACCUGGGUAACUGCUGCAUCCUGGCGCCGCAGCUCUACUGGUUUGUGCUGCUGGUGAGGAAGGGCUACCGGCUGUACCUGCGGAGCCGCAGGCCGCCGCCCGCCAAGGAGGAUUGAUGCUGCGGCUGCGCUAACUGGACCCGUUACGGUACUGUAGUUCACCAGGACUGCCUGCUCUCUGUCGCUCCUCCUGGGCCUCCAUACUCCAACUCCUCUGUAACAAAGCUGUUGCCUGAAGGACCUCUCACUCUGUCUGAUUUUACUGCACUCUGAAGAAAGGUCACAUUCACCUCACUGGGAGCAGGAGGCGGAGCUUCCUGGAGACUUUCUCUGAUCUUUCACUCCUGCUGUUUGUACAGCUGCUGCUGAUGGAGAGGUUUGUUACGGCGCUAACUGCUAGCCGCUAGUGGUUGGUGGUUAUGUUACAGCUCUGAUGUCACGUCUCCUGGGAGCGCCUCAUCCACAUUUAAAUCUGUUACAAAUCUGCAUUAAUAUUCCAACUACACUGUUUAUUUUGAAACUUUAUUGGGGCGAUUAAACGUUUCUGAAAUUUCAGGGUGGCAGAAGUUUCAAGGGCUUAUUUUUAGGAUCUGAUUUCAUCGUUAAAAUCGGAAACGGAUUGGAUCAUCCAGGAGUUUUUUUUUAUUUACUGCUGUGUGAUUUUUCUAAUGUGAAUUUCCUUUUUCAUUGCAUAAUCUCAGUUUAGGUUACACUGGAGGAGAGCGGGGUUAGAGCAGCUGGGAAGAGGCAGGAUGAUGGCUCAGGGUCUGGUCCAGUAAGGCUAAUGCUAGCUUCUUAGCUGGACUUAUUGUCCAGAAACCCAGUUUAUUAACAAAAAGAAACAAUUCAGCAUGCCACCUUUAUUGGGUCAUCACAAAACUUCAAAAGCCACAUUUACUUAGUUAUUUUUUCCUCACUUUUUCCUUUUCUUUUUUUACAUUUUUUUCUUUUCUCCUUUUUUUAAAUCUUUUCCUCUUUUUUUCCCCCCCAACAGUUUCAUUAAGUCCAGAAAAAUGUAACACUAAAAUAUUCAAACCGGCCAAUCACGUGUACAGAUGGGCUGACCAAUGAGCCGUCAGGGGGCGGGGCUUGCAGUGUGGCUGUAGCAGAGGCUCACUCUGCUCUCAGCUGAACCAUUUAAACAUUCAGACUCUGUUUUUCUGCACCACCUCAGUUCAAAUCAGCUGUUUGAGGUUUUGUUUGAACCGUGUUGGGCCUCAGGCCCGGACAUGUCGCCCUGCUAGCGAGGCUGAUAUCAGGAGGUCAGAGGUCAGCCUCUCAGUGGGAUCCAUCAGUAUAUGUGAACUUCUUUACAAGUGGCUGCCUAAAGCACUUCACAUUAACGACUGUAUAUGAAGAUUUAAAGAUUGAAAUCAUGUUUUAUUUUAGCUUGAAGACAGUUUGCUAACUCAAAGUGAACCUGCUGAACAUGAGGACCAUUCCCUCAUCCUGGUAGAUAUUUAUCUGAAAGAUAAUCAACACUUAUUGAUUAGUUUUAGUUUGUUGUCUAUAUCAUUAAAAUAUCUAUAGAAAAGCUAAUUAUAUUUCACAUCUAGGGUUUGCAGUCAUGAAGACUUUGUGUGUCAGAUGAUUUUAUUGUUUCCUGUAACUUCUCUAUGCAACAGAGGCCUCUGCAGCGCCGCAGUCAGCCGUAACGAAGUCAUCCCUUGACAUAAAGAUCCAACGCUACGUUUCUAACUUCCCCGUCUGGUUGGUCAGAUUUAAAGCUGUAGGGUCAUUAUUGAAAACCGGAUCAGGAUUAAUGCACUAGGCUGCGUUCACACAGCAGGUCUGGAUUCUAAACUCCCAUUUUUAAUGUUUGUGCGGCCAUUCAUGACACUAAUUAAAUACAACCGUAAUCAGAUUUCUGUGUGAGCGGUUUGUGACACCAUAAUGAAGAAGAACGUAGUCGUCUUCCUGCAGCGCUCUGUCUACGGCAGUAAAGAUGGCCGCUGCACUCUGGAUGGGUUUUAAAGUUAUUCAGAGCUGACAAUAUGGCCACCAGAUCAGAACCAGAUCACAUCAGCUGAUAAACAGAAAGCCCAGCUCACAGCAACGGCCUUUAGUGGAGCAUUGACUGCGGCUUCUGACCCGGUUCUGUUUGGACGUGGAGUCAGACCAGGAGUGGUGGCGUUGGGCUGUGAUGCGUUCACUGACUCAGACUGAUUUCAUCACUUCAUUAUUGUUAUUAUCAUUUUCAGCUGUUGUUUACGUCCAGAUUUGCUGCCUGGAUUCUUCUGGUCAAGUAAAUUUCUGAUAAAAUGCGACACGACCGUUCAAACUGCAGACGUUUUGAAAACUACCGGAUUCAAUUUAGUUUCACGUCUGGAAGUGGAGCGGAUCUGAACGGGGCCGUUCAGGCUGCUGUGGAAAAAGUCCGAUUUGGGUCGUAGUCACCUGCUGUGUGAACGUAUGAGACACUACGGAUAACAAGGUGGGGAAGGUUCUGGUUUAGUGUCGGCUCUUCCGGUUCUGGACCAGUGAAGGUCGAACCACUUCCUCUGGAUUAGUGGGGGGAAUCGGUCCGGAUGGAUGAGGUGAGGCCUGUUGCUCCGAUCUGUUAACAGUCGGCUUCCUGGACCCAGCCUUGGGGGUGGAGUAGAGCGUCUCCUUGCUGGGAACUCUUUGCUCUCUUAGGAUGUCUUUCCACCUGAUAGUCCAGUAGAUUCAGUUCUGUUGGAACCAAAACUUCACCAUCUGAUCCAUCUCCAGCUGCUGUGGUUCUCUGGUUCUUGGUUGGUCGCUUGGAGACUGCAGCUAGCUUAAAGCUGCUGCUGGAAGUUCCAACCUUCAUCCAUAGUCAGCUGAUUUCUGGGCCGGUCUUUGCCUGGUGCAGAACCGUGAAGCAGGCCUAACCAGAUCUGACUCCAUCUUCAGUGAUUAUCCAGCAUUUCUAACACUGGCCUCAGUGAUAUAAGCUAGCAGAGCAAGCUACGUUAUAGCAGAGCAUUGGACUAAGUUGAGUCAGGAAGUGCUUUGCUGUUGUCUGAAUUACUGAUGGGAUCAAUCAAAGUUCUGAUCGCUUCGUGGUUUUAUUUCCUCCACCCACAAGCUAACAGAACUUGGACACUUCAGUGUUUCAGGUCAUCAAACCAGGUUUUAUAUCAGACAAAGAGAAACGGAGUAAAAACAACCAAUUCAUUAGGACCUGUCUGACAGCUUGAAGUAGGCGAAUCACUUCCAAUCUGAAGAAAUUUGAGAUACAGACUAUAAAUAAACAUCCAGCAGUCUGGAAAGAGUUACAGAACCAUCUAGAAGGUUCUGAGUUUCCAGAGAACCUCAGUAGAACCGGGAUCCACACAUGGAGAACCUUCCCAGGAAAGGCUAAGGUACCAAAAUGGCUCCAGGAAAACAUCAAGGACUCAUCCAGGAGGUCCAAAAGAACCCACAACAAAAGUUUUAUGACACAUUGGCUGGAACCAUAGCUUCUCCCUCAGUUAAGGUCAGAGGUCACAACUGCACAAUAAGAAAGAGAAACUGGGCAAAAAUGGCUUCCAUGGGAGCGAUCUAACCACUGCUGAUCCAAAACAGCACAAAGACUAAUCCUGAUGUGAUAUUUCUGGAAGGUUUUGGUUUCGUUACGUCUGGAUUAAAACCUCAGCCUUUCCGAACCAUCCCUACAUUCAAACACGGUGGUGGGGGCAUCAUGAUGUGGGACUGCUUCGCUGCUGCAGGACUUGGUGGAUGGAAUCAUGAGUUCUGCUGUUUGUCCGACCGUCAGUCAGGUUGUGAUCUUAAACUCUGUAACGUCUCAAAAACCAAAACGAUGGUUUUGGAGUGGCCUAGUCAAAGUCCAGACAUGGCGUAACACUUUAGCACGCCCUCAAACAGAUUAAUCCAGCUAGAAAACCCUCCAGUGUCUGAAUUAAAUGAAUUCAGUAAAGCAGUGAGGGUCAAAGAGACUCGAGAACACCUGGUGGAACCAGCAGUUUGGAGGUUUGGGGUGUGGAUACUGUCCCCAGCGGACCGGUCGGGUUUCCUUUGUCUCACAUUAUGUCUGGUCUGGUGAUCUGAAUCGUUAGAGUCUCUUUAAUGUGCUAAAGCGUUCCUCCAGAUCAUUCCCUUCUUCUCAUUCGCUGGAGCCAGUCAGGUUAGAGUCCUCUGCUGCCCCCUGGUGGCGGGACUCAUCCCUCCAGCCGCAUGUUUUCCUCCAUCCAGCUUCCAUAAAACGUGCGGAAGAACAGGAAUAUGUUGCUGCUUCAUUAAUACAUAUUCUGAGGUUUUAAUAAACCAGAUACCUCAAACAUUAAUUAUUCCUUGUUUUGCUUUUAAGGUGAAUCUUAUCUGUUCUGAGAGCAGAAACCAGAACUUAAAGAAGUUAAUCAACCCAUAAAAAAAUCUGAGCCUCACAUCUUAAAUCGAAUACAUGUAGCAUUUUUAUUUUAAAGCAUUUUAAUUUGUUUUUACUGUUAAUGUAUUUGUGAACAUAUUAAGCAUAUCUUUAUUUGUAUGGCAAGUCAUUAGUAUCAAAAGUAAAUCAUAAAUAACAGGAUAGAGCAUUUUAACCAAUUCAACUCACCUUACCAGCUAUUUUUAAAACACAAAGCAUUAUUAAUCUUUAACAGGAAUGUGUUUAUUUCUUAUUUAGUACACUACUGAAGUUUUCAGUUUUGUUUUAUAACUUGAACUUAUGUUUUAGUGAUUCUAAACUUGUAGUGAUCGAUUAAAAUACCCUAAAAUCCAGGAGGAAAGCGCUAAAAAAACCCUUCUUGUUAAUAAAAUAUGCAGAAAGCCCCAUUAGGUCACUGUUGCUAAAUAAACCCCCACCCCCCCCAAAAACAAAGUUUGAUUUGAACAGGGGUGUCCAAACCUUUUGUCACUGGAAUCUAAAGUACUCACAGGCCAAAAAUAAAAAUAAGUAAAUAGAUUUUGUUUUUUUCGGUUUGUGGGAAAGGGAUUUUAUUCAAUAUAUAGGCAAAAACUUUAAAAGGAUUUUAUUAUAAGAAAGGAAUCUGGUUUCCAAAUUAUUUUUGGCUCAAUUGAAGCCAAAAAUAAUUUAUUCUCAGUUAUAAAAGCAGAAUUUGGGUCACUUUAUUUCAAAAAUGAUUAUGUUUAGCCUAAUUUAAUAAAUUAAAUAACAGCUGGUUUAGGUGCAGGAAAUUUUCUGGAUAAAUGUUGUUCUACUCUUGAUAAAAACCUGGAAAUUAAAAGACAAAUAUUUUGCAUUGUACUGAACAUUUUCCAUUGUUAAAAUAGUAUGUCCGUAUUAAUUUUACCUUGGUUAAACAUAUAACAAUGGACACCCCCAAUGCAUUAACAUGCAGAUUAUUUUUAUACCAACGGCUUGCCAUAUAUCCAGCUCAUCAAAAGCUUUCAGUAAUAAUCCAGAACUUUUUUAGAUCCAUAAAUUACAGUCCUAAGUAAACCAAAGAGUCCCGUUACAGCGAGAAUAUAAAGACAGAUUUUUACUUUCAGUAAACUGAACUGACCUUCAGUCUGUUUAACUUUAUUUUUAGCAUCUAGCCGUAAAAAUACAGACUUCUAUUAAAGUUUUAUAUUAUAAAUUCUAUUUUUCAUUUUGGAAAAUGGAGUUAGGCUGCAAAAACAAUUCACCAGGAUCUUCUAAAUAUUAGUGGACGUAGUUUAGACUUGCAGGACCACUUUAUUAGGUACACCUGUUUUACUGCUUCCCAACACAAAGCUGCUGAUCUACUGGGAUUUUCACCUACAGCCCUUUAUCCUGUUGGUUUAUCAGCUGACUUCUACCAUAAAAGAAGACUUCUUUAGAAAACACAAAUGUGAAUUUGAUUUAUUCAACUUGUUUAAAAGACAGCGAUCCAAAUUCAGUUUUUAUGUCUGACAAUAGGCUGAACGUUUCUCUAACUGCAUAUUUUGAUUUUCAGAAUGUGAAAAGGUCUUAAGUUUUUUAUCUACAAAUAUUUAAGCUUCCCCUUUCUGUUUUCAAAAAAACAUAAAAUGAACUGACUUUUGUUUUCUCAUUUAAUCAAAACAAAACACUGUAGUUUUUUGUGGUUUUAGAAUUUUGUUUUGACUUAACAAUUUUGUAAAUAAGUUUGGAGACUCCUGUCCGACUGAAUCUGUGUACCACAGCAUGUAGGAGGUUCUGAUGGGGGGGGCGGUACCUAAUAAAGUGGCCAUUUAUGCCUCUGUUUCUACUUAGCGGUAGAAACUGAUGAUGUUUUGUCAGUUUUGUCCCCAAAAAUCUACCCAUAGCGUGUCGUUCCUGACCCGCCUUCGGUUGUAGGUCAAUAGGUCAACAGUCCGGUCCGGUUAGGGCGCAGUACUUCGAUCAGUGGUCAGAAAAACAUUGCAGAUUUGUCAUCGUACUAAGAAGAAACUGAGCACAACUUCCUUCUUCACCAAAUGAAAACAGUGGAUUUUAAUUCAUACAUUCCUAAUUAGCCAACAUAAUUAGCGCAUGCUAAUUUUCAGAACUGCUGAGUCAUUUCACGCUCAAAGCUGGCAUGUCGAUUAGCUAGGUGAGACUUCCUUGCUAAUGGUUUAACAAAUUUAACAAAAGUUUGUUUCUGACAUACAGUAACAAUAAAAAUGAUUUAUUAACUUCAGUGUGUCUGAAUAAACUUUAGAGCCACUAAUCAACAGAAUAUAAUGACGUUAACGGCCCCAAGCUACAUAUUUAUGACCAAAAUCUCAAAACAGUUGACCCACUUUACAAUAAUGCUUAAUGCUCAGUAAAUAGCCAGGAUACAUUUAUAAAUCACCAAUAAGAAGCUUUAAGACUAUUUCUACUAAUUCAGACAGAACUAUUUUUAAACUAAAUUACUUUGAAAAGUAAUUUAUUAUUUAUUAGACUUUAAUAAUGGUACUCCUGUCUUGAAAGCAGUGAAAUUUAAUAAACUAAAUUUUUUGCUGUUCCGUUGAGCUGUAAGUUGCUCCGCGCCUUCAAAUGAAAAGAAUUAGUAAGGUACGACUGGAGCGGGUUUAAAUUCUGUGAUUUUUUUACUAAAUUAAACCAGAAAACAUUAAAUUUAAGUCCAGGAAAUUGUUUACUUUUUCAUUUUCUAAAAGGAUAAAAAUCAAGAGUCGAUGUGGUUUCUUUGGCCUUCAGACCAGGAUGCCAAACGAACCGUUUUUAAUUGUUUUUUUACUUUUAAGAAAAUCAAUUGAGUAUCCAGAAACCAGGCGGUCAUUUUCCUCAAUGAAGAACCAGAAGCUAUAAAGAUAUAAAACCAGACGUUAGGAUGAUGUUUUGUUUGCCAUAAAAUAAUAAAAACUGAUUUGAAAACUUGAAUUAACCCUGUUUUUAUGCCGUUCUGCAUGAGGUUGUGGGUCAUUUGCACUACAAUGUUGUCACAGGGAACAGAGAGAGGACGCUGUGCUGGUCAGAACAUUUCAGCCUAAAACUAACAGACAAAACAUGCAGCUAAUUUAGAUUAACGCUAGGGGGCAGCAAAUCACAUGCUGGGCCACCAGCUGCAGCAUCUCAUCUGGUUUUUAGUAGAACAAGAACGUUUUUAGUAAAAUUUAUGCGUAAAAACAUUAAGUUUUGUAGUAAAAUCCUGCUAACACAUGUAUGUUAUAGAAAAGGAGUUAAAACCUACAGGGUUUUAGUAUAAAACAUGCAGGUUUUAUGUGUACUGCAGCUUGGAUCCAGUAAUUUAUUAUAAUUGAGUUUUUUAGUAAUUUGAUCAGAGCCGGGCUGGAAGGGGCCUUUCAGAGUUUGGAUGGGGCCAACAUCUCGCAUGUCACCACUAGGGGUCAGCACUGACUCUGCUUGCUGGUUUUGCUCUUAUUUUUAAAAUUCAAUCAGCUCCACAUAGAGGACCUUGGAGACGAGGUUUAUUCCUCACUUAUUUAUCAGAUAUUUAGAUUUUCAACACAAAUUCACCCACAUUAAAGUGUUUUAGGUUAAUUAAUGUGGACUAUUUGAGGCAUUUAUACAGAUUCAGAGCAUGAAAACAUGGAACCCAUCGCUUUAUGACAGCUGCCAUAUUUAUUAAGCUAAAUCAUGUUCCUCACCUGUUGCUUUUAUGACAGUUUUUACAUUUAUCAGAGUGUUUAAAUCUGAAGUUUGAGUUGGAGCGGCUGACGGUUUCUCCGUCAACCUUGACCGGAUCGUCCGGUCAGAACUUUCCCAUUCCUCAGAAAAAUCCUUCAUGUGGCUCAAUAAAAAAUAAAUAUCAGAGUGAAGCUUUUCCUGGGGCUGAAUUUGAUCUGUUGACUGAACCGAACUUGGUCUCCGGUGCCUUGUGAAAUAUUUGAUAUUUAUAUCUACAAAACAGAGUUUAAAGAGCUAAGUUGGCAGGCCGUGUUUACAGGUUGUGGCUGUGUUUAUAAUAUUCUUUAUUUUAAAUUAAAGUUUGCAGAAAUGAGGCUCAUUAAAGUCAACUUUAGUUUUUAACUCAUAAAUAUCUGAUGUAAUGAGGUGAAAAUCUUUAUUUUCUAGUUUUGCAACUUCUAACUGGUCGUUCAGAUAAUUUCUUUCUAUUGCUCGAGGUUUAAAUUUUGGUUUCAUUUGCUGUGUCUGUUGUUUAGUACAGAGGUGUCCAAAGUGUGGCUGGUGGGCCGUUUGUGGCCCUCAGAAUCAGUUUGUUCGGUCCAAAAUUCAAAACUGGUGAAUUUUUUUAUUUAUUUUUUUUAGAAAAGAUUUUAGAUUUUAACCGAAGGAGGUAAAACACAAACCAACCAUGCUUUUUGCUUUUAUUUAAAUCUCAAACGUCCAGUGAAUUUUACUGAAAAAAAUCUGGAAAAGACAAUAAAGCAGAAAAUAAAAAUACGUAAAAUAAAACUGGAAUGAGGCUGUUCUGUUUGUUCACAACCUGACCUAACAUAUAGUUCAGUUUGAGUUUUUGUCAUUUAAAUUUGGUCAGGAUUGGCCCUGGAGUUCAUCAGGGCGGACAGUUUGGACCCCUCUGCGUUAGUGUUUUGACGUUUGGAGUUCAGGCGUGACUCUGCUGUCCAUAUCACUCCGUUUUCCUGACCGAUUUGAACGCAGCGCCCUCACAACCUUCAACACUUCCUGCCCCACUUAUUUUUGAUAACACUCAAAUUUUGCCAUACAUAUACAGAAUCUAUCUCAGACUUAACGCAUCUGUUCCGGUUUUUUUGUAGCGUGACUUUUUUCGGGGAAACUUUUCCUACCUGAAAUGUGACUCAGCUGUUUUCUGAGACGAAGCGGAGUUAUGUGCUGUAGCUUGUGAAAUGAGAGCACCCCUUUAAAAUCCAAUAAAUUUGAUUUGAUAGAC